This is a messenger RNA of Daphnia magna, 2826 nucleotides long. It is a transcript of the gene Actbeta, whose product is annotated as histone-lysine N-methyltransferase, H3 lysine-79 specific. Lineage: Eukaryota; Metazoa; Arthropoda; Branchiopoda; Diplostraca; Daphniidae. Gene Ontology annotation, biological process: SMAD protein signal transduction. The coding region runs from base 1 to 1974 and encodes 657 amino acids. The record is from RefSeq and is a predicted model, not a curated record. Gene Ontology annotation, cellular component: extracellular region. The transcript has 3 exons. Gene Ontology annotation, molecular function: cytokine activity; growth factor activity.
AUGAUUGUGGUUUCAGUCCAGUGGCUCACUGCUUGUCGGCCCGUCUCAGCUCAUCACACAAGGACGACAUUGAAAACGGCCAACACCGCCAACUCUUUGAUCAUCGCCAGCCUGUUGUUCUUGUUCUCCUUCUCGUCGACGAUGUGCAGUUCACAGCCAUCGAGCGCUUCGUCUGGUGACGUUCGCCAUGUCUCGUCAUCAGUCAAUCUGUCCAGUGUUUCCACGCAUCGUCGUAGUCAAGUGCCGGUGUUGUUCAGCCAUCGUUCGUCCCCCACUCUUGCCGCUAAUGAAACGAACUGGAAGAGAACGGGUGGCAGGGCGCAAAGUCAUUGCCCGUCUUGCCGAUUGCCAGCCACCAUCCAACAAAAAGAAGAGGACCAACUGGAAGGCGAACGAGCAGCAGACGCCAAGACGGUCGUUUCGCUGGCCCAGCAGCAGUCGAUGGCUGGCGAUUUGGCUCGUUUGGAGUCGAUCAAACGGCAAAUUCUCAUCAAAUUGGGUCUCAAUUCCAAACCGAAUUUAUCUUCGUCUGUUAUCCCGCCGAGGGACUUCAUUUUGGAGACGCUCUUGCGGGCCGAAGAGUCGUCUGUUGUGACCCGUGCUCCUCACCGUCCCUCGUCUUCGUCUUCCACUAGCAACAACAAUAGGCAGCGUCAUCAUUUGCAUCAUUCGCAAGCCGAUGCUGCCAGCGUGGACAACGUCAUCGUCGAUGACGAUUUCUACGGCAAGACGUCAGAAAUCAUCGCUUUCGGCGAACCAGGUCCGAGACUUAACGGCCAGGUGUUGGCCGAAUUUUCCCGAGUCCAGGAAACGGCCCCCGAGCCAAGUCUGCGAGUGAAAUCGGCCACUUUAUGGCUGCACGUCCAAAUGAAUGGCACCAGUUUAACAUCAUCGUCGUCGCACAUGCCGAAAAGUGCGAACCAGCGUCACCAGCCAGGCCACCAACAGCAACGGACCAGUAGGUCACCGACGCUCUACGUCUUCAGGCUUCUUCCGUCAGAUGUUCGCGGGUCUCUAGCCAACGCCACAAACAAGGAUUGGAACGAAUUGUUAUUGGCUUCGCAAAAGGUGACCAUCCAACACAGCGGAUGGAUGAAAAUCAACAUCACCGAGGGCGUCCAGCAAUGGUUUAGCACUUCGUCACCAUCGUCCGUCAACAGCAACAACAACAACAACAAAUUGCGUUUGCUGAUCGACUGUUCCGGUUGCGGUUCCACCGUCCAGCCCGUUCUGUUCACCCAACGGCCAUCGGUUGCGCCUGUCCGGCCGGAGGACAACACUCGCCAACAGGAGACGGUCAACAACAACAACAACAGCAACAACAGCAACAAGAAGAAGAAGAAGAAGAAGAAACGCAAGAAGCGCAGGAGGCGACUUGUGCUGGACAAGGAAGAAGAAGAAAAAGAAGAAGAAGAGCGGGAAGAAGAAGAGGAAGGCAGAAUCCGGCAACAACUGGAAGACGAGGGCAAAAAGGCGGAACAACUUCGGCCGUUCAUCGUCAUCCACACCGAUUCGAGCAGUUCGCGUCGACUGAGGCGACGCACUCCGCUGGAUUGUGGACCGACGACGUCAGCCUGUUGCAAGCAAAGAUUCUUCGUCAGUUUCAGGGCACUCGGAUGGGACGAUUGGAUCAUUGCACCUAGCGGAUACUACGCCAACUAUUGCCGAGGCGAUUGCGGCAGUGGGGCAGCCGGAAGAGCGCCCGAAUCGUUCCUCAGUUACCAUUCGCACGUUCUUGACCAAGUGCGCAAGCAAUUGCCAGCACUGGCCAUCAGUCCAUCAAAGACUAAGAAGAAAAAGAAAAUGCAGGCGUCUGAACAGCAACGACAGCAGCGAUUGUUUGCCAACUAUUUGCAACCUUGCUGCGCACCUACCAAAUUUUCCAGCAUGUCGCUUAUUUAUUUCGGCCCCGACAUGAAUAUUAUCAAAAGAGACUUGCCUAAAAUGGUGGUCGAUGAAUGCGGCUGCCCUUGAUCCGCCAUCCGAGUAGAAUUGAGGGGGAGUAAGGAGUUCUAUGUAAUUUCUACUGCAUUGGUUGGCCGUCGGAUUCAACUGAUCACUCGAGGCUUUUCUUUUUUUUUAUUGUUUUUCAAUUUCAUUGGCAGAUUGGUCUUUUCUUUGAUUACGAUCGCCGUUUGUUUUUGCGUUUGAUUGAUACCAACAGCAUAUAUUUAUUAUCGAUUAGGUUGUGUUUUAGCGUAGAAUUCGAGCAACACUGCCGUUGAUUGAUUGUGCGCCUAUAACCAUCCCGCCUGCUGACCAGUGGUUUCAUUUUUCGACCGUGCUCCAUUAUUCGAUUCCAAACGAUACUUAACUUGCAUUCCUUAUUGUUGCAUUAGUUUUGUACAGCCUCUACAAAAGUAAUCUUGCGUCUUGUCAUACCGAUAGAAUUGAUUUGUGAAUGAUGUACGAUGCAUUUGUUGCUGAGCCUCUGCCGACUGUUUGAUUCCAUUUCAUUUGGCUGUCAAUGUCUUUUCUUUCCUUUUACACAUUAUAGACCGCCAUUUUUGUUUGUUUUUUCUUCUUUUUAAUAAAACUUAAUUGUAUUAAUUAAAGGGCUUUUUUGAGCUUUGUAUAGGUGCCAAAAUAUCGUUAAUCAAUGAAAAAGAUAAAAGCAAUGAGCUAUUAGAGUUCGAUUCCACUUUUUGACUUGUCCUUACCGUGUACUAUUACCAAUCGUGGUUUUAUUAUCAAUAUAUCCAUGUUUUUGGCUGCUGAUUCAUUACUGCAUCUCCUUUAUUCUUGUUCACUUUACUGUUCCAUUAUAUUGCAAAUGUCUUUCAUUUACUCUGCAAUAGAAAUAAAACGAAAUUUUGGCCUGUUUAA